AUGACACAUUUACAAAAUAGACCAGUUUGUGGGGUCAUGUUUAGGCAAUCAUGUUUUGGUGAUUACGUGAACAUGCCAAUGGGUAUCGAAUGUCACCCUUUACUAUGUCAUUAUCUUAUGUGCAAGGAAUUUACUACUUUUGAUCCAAUUGACAUAAAAGCGUUUAUAUUUCCGGUUAGCGACUAUCAUGUUUGCUUUGACAGGAAAGCAUUAUGCUUGGUCACCGGUUUGCGGUUCGGAGAGUAUUUCCCUCCUAGUUUUGGUUUUGCAGAGUUCAGAGAACGUAUGUUUCCAUUUGUGUCGCUUUCACGUUCGGUAAGUAUGAAUGACCUUAUGCAUAUGUUCAAUAACUUACUUCAUCAAUUAAGUAAUGAAGACAUGGUGAGAGACUCCCUGUUGUAUAUACUAGAGCACGGAUUUUUGGGGAAAUACCCUCAACAGCCAGUUACCAAUGAACGCAUGACACUUGUCUAUAAUUUAAACAAGUUUAACAGGUACUCAUGGGGCAGAGUGAUAUGGGAUUUCACUUACAAAGAGAUGUGUACUGUGUUUGAUAAGAUUAAAGACCAUUUGAGCCCAAAUACGCCAAGAGUCGGCAGUAGACACACAUAUACUCUACAGGGAUUUGUCUAUGCAUUUAAGAUUUGGAUCAUGGAGACAUUUCCCAACAGUAGGAUAGUUGGUUCCCCUAUACCAAGUGUUAUCCCUCGGGCAGUUUCAUACCCUAGGAUGAGGCGUUUGCAGUUACCUGACUGUCAACGUAUUCUCAAUGUUACUAAUAUAUGUAGUUUAUGA
Molecule: messenger RNA, 795 nt
Organism: Lactuca sativa (garden lettuce)
Lineage: Eukaryota; Viridiplantae; Streptophyta; Magnoliopsida; Asterales; Asteraceae
Source: RefSeq, a predicted model, not a curated record